Thlaspi arvense is the source of this 579-nucleotide messenger RNA. NCBI's taxonomy places the organism in Eukaryota, Viridiplantae, Streptophyta, Magnoliopsida, Brassicales, Brassicaceae. The record is from the annotation of a GenBank genome assembly.
AUGUUGUUUGCGACGUUGUUUCACCCAUCAUCAUGUUUUCUCAUUAUCCUGCUUCUAUUUUCCGAUCAUCCUUCCACCGCUGGUACCACCAUCCCCGACCUAGCAAACACGGCGGCGCGUGUGUUAAACAGAGCACGGAGAGCAAAACAGUCAAAGGAAUUUCUAUACGCGCACAACAUAGCGCGUGUGUCUUCAGGCGUGCCACCUCUUCAAUGGAACAACGGCCUGGCUCGAUUCGCUCAUAAAUGGGCCAAACAACGUAAGGCCGAUUGUAAAAUGAUACAUUCAGGUGGACCCUACGGCGAGAAUAUGUUCUGGCAUCGGCAGCAGAAGACGUGGUCGCUGGAGAAAGUGGUGACAAGGUGGUUUGAGGAGAGGUUUAACUACGACCCCAACACUAAGACGUGCGCAUCGGGCAAGAUGUGCGGCCAUUACACGCAGAUCGUGUGGCGAGCCACGACAGCCGUUGGAUGCGCACGUGUGAAGUGUAAUAACAAUCGCGGGUAUCUCGUGGUGUGUGAAUAUGAUCCACGUGGGAAUUACGAAGGUGAAAGUCCUUUCGAUCAAACACCGUCGUAA